AUGGGUCCGGAUGUCUGUUCUUCCUGUCUGUCACCCAGUCGGUUGGAACGUCAAUUGGCUGCUCGUCUGGUUGGUGGUUUAGUUCGUCUUAUAGCGGAGGCCCCUGUUCCUCCAGAAAAGGUAGUUAACCACAGAGGUGUUCGCAAAGCACUAAAAUGGCCUUCUGAUUUUCCAGAAGACAUCGAAAUGCCGGAUGACUCGCCCUCAUCUUUUUGA
Protopolystoma xenopodis is the source of this 216-nucleotide messenger RNA. The record is from the annotation of a GenBank genome assembly. Lineage: Eukaryota; Metazoa; Platyhelminthes; Monogenea; Polystomatidea; Polystomatidae.